GGAGAUGAACGGCUUCAGCACGGAGGAAGACAGCCGCGAAGGGCCCCCCGCCGCCCCCGCCGCCGCCCCGGGCUACGGCCAGAGCUGCUGCCUCAUCGAGGACGGCGAGCGCUGCGUCCGGCCCGCGGGCAACGCCUCCUUCAGCAAGAGGGUGCAGAAGAGCAUCUCGCAGAAGAAACUCAAGCUGGACAUCGACAAGAGCGUGAGGCACCUGUACAUCUGUGAUUUCCACAAAAAUUUCAUUCAGAGCGUCCGAAACAAAAGGAAGCGGAAGACAAGCGACGACGGUGGAGAUUCUCCCGAGCACGACACUGACAUUCCUGAGGUCGACCUGUUCCAGCUGCAGGUGAAUACCCUACGGCGCUACAAGCGGCACUACAAGCUGCAGACCAGACCGGGCUUCAACAAGGCCCAGUUAGCAGAAACUGUCAGCCGACACUUCAGGAAUAUACCUGUGAAUGAAAAAGAGACCCUCGCCUACUUCAUCUACAUGGUGAAGAGUAACAAGAGCAGACUAGACCAGAAGUCCGACAGCGGCAAGCAGCUGGAGUGAGGGGAGGUGUGCCCCAGGAGUGCAGCGCGAUGCCCAGUGCACAGGUGACACCUGCCACAUUUACGCCCAGAAAGACUGUUAAAUUUUAUUGUAAAUAAAAAAAAGUUUGGUGAAUACUGUAAAUCUUUUGGGUCAGGAGAGUAUAUUCUCAUGAUUGAGCAUAUGUAUAGAAAAACAUUGUUUUAAGGUAACUACUGGACUGUAGAAAAACAGGAUCAUAAAAAGAAUUUAAAGCAUACUGCAGCAUUCAGCAAAGCAUGACAGCAGCUCUCUUGGAAACAUGGUCCGAGCUGUCCCUUUGGAGCACCAGGCCACCCCCUGCGUGACAUGGCCCCAAGGGAACGCAGGGUGCAGACCCAGGCCGGGACUUGGCCCACCUGCUGAGGAUCUAGAUGUCCCGCUUUGCUGCAGGCUGUCUGUUAUCAGCAGUUGUGUGACACUGGUCCCCUCACUCACCCCAGGCCGGGCCUUUGAGCACAGUCAGUAUCAGUAUUUGUUGGCUCAUCUCGCUGUCGUGACUGCCGCCAGCCUCCUAGCAUCUGCCUCGCUGUGUUUGUUCCCCUGCAUUCCUGUCCUUCACUGCCUUCCUGCCGGGCGUGCUGGGAGCCCUGAUGCACCAGCGAGGAGACUGCAGGGCAGGUGCGGGUUUCAGGGCAGUUGAACGUGCGAGGCAGUAUUUGCUGAGGUUCUGGAAACAGUGACUGAGAAACCAUCCCAGGAAGUCCUUCACACACCCCUGCAGGCUGUUCUUUGGGGUGAAGUCAUGCAGUGUGACUUAAGCCAUGCUCCUAGGCAGUAAAUGCUUUGACACAUAGAGAUUUAGUGGCUUGGGGCUGGUGUUUUCCAAGUAUUAAUCCUGAGUUCACAACGGCCUGCAGGCCUUGCCGGCCUUGUGGGUCAAACCUAGAAGCCCAGCUGUGGGGAGGCGUCUGGCCAGCCUCAACCCCCUGGGCUCUGCUACGGCAGCAAAUCAUGUGUUUGAGGGACAAAGGUCAGUGCCCCCUGACACUCAUCUUUGUGAAAAAUUUGCCUCCCUUUUAGGGAGAGGGAUGAUGCAGUCCUUUUUAAAGUAUUCAUUAUGAUCUGAUUUCUUUUGUUGUUGUUCAACAAGUCAGAUUCUUCUAAUUCUGAGCCAAAGUACCCUGUGAAAACAAAGCUUUAUAUCCAAAACUACGCUUUUGCAAAAUUCUGUAAUCACGUGUUGGGGGCAGAGGACAUAAGAGGGUGGCAGAAAAAGAAGAAACAGGCCUGGAAGCUGGAGUCUGUCUUGACUGACGUAUGUUACGGUGCAGGGUGUGGUUGUCCUGUUUGGGUUCAAUCCUGAGUCAUUUGUUGAGCCUUAAAUGAUAAAAGAAGCAGCGGGCAGCUCGGCCUCGGAGAGAUUUAAGGCCUCAUAGACGCCUUAUCUGAGCCGCACCUUGGAGGAGGCAGCGCCAGCCCCACCCUGAGCAGGGUGGCAGAGUGUCCAAAAGUCUCCAUUCUGUGACACAGAGCACCCUCUUUGGAAUGGGGACAGGGCCACCGCUGUCACUGAGACGCAGUGUGUUCCAUUGCAGCAAGGCUUCUAUCAGUGUUCAAAAUGCAUGUCUAGCAGAUGGCGGCCUUUUAAAAUGCAUAGGAAUGGGCGGGCGCAGGCAGGGGUCCUGCGUUGAUACCCCUGGCUGUGAGAGGCCCAUCGAGGCUCUCUCUAGCCGUUCCAAUUCGGGUUGUAUUUAGAGACUGCCUCCCUACUUCACAGCUGGUGGAUAUGGACUUGGGCAUCAAGAAGGCUCAGCAGGGGCUGGCAUUGGGGACAGGUGGGACUUCCCAUUCAGGCACCUGCGCUGUAGCAGUGUCUGUGUCGUAAUGAGGAAGAAUGUGUCUCUUCCUGGUAUUUAAACCAAAAUUGCAGGCCUGUGCCUGCACUGCCACGUAACAGCCAGACUUCCUGGUCGGCCGAGAGCAGUAUGCCUCUGAGGGGAGUGGCGUCCGGUGGCGUCCGGUGGCGUCCGCGGCCAUCUGCUCCAGUGUCCGUGAGAAUGCUACUGCUCCAGGCUGAGACCUGGGAGGCGUCUCACCUGCAGCCAGGCGCUGAGCCCCUCGCUGUGUCCUCUCUAAAGAGGGCUGGUUUUGGAAAGGGGAAGUUGUGGGCAUCUUGUCAACUCUUUAAAAUAGAUCAGGGGAGAGAAAAGGCAGAGCUGUUUGAGUUACUUUUCUCACGUCCAGAGGUCUGUACUUUCAUCAGACCACUGAGCUGCUUGCCUUACCGCCUCUGCAGUUUCUGAUGGCUUUCUCCCUGCACAGGAGACUCCGCCUUGAGCAACAGCCAGGCCCCCCAGAGCCACAGCGCCUGGCUGCAGGGAGCAGGGGGCUUUGGGGAAAGCAGGGUUCAUCUUGGCCGCGUGCGUCUUCACAGCACCUGUCCGGGACUCUUGUGCUUCCUCUGCCUGUGACAGCGCAGCUUGGCUUCUGGUCUUUCUGGAAAAAACUGGAGUUUGGAAUCCACAGCUGCCAUUGUCUUCUCCUCAGAUUGUACGAUUCCUGCCUCCAUCCCAGCCUGGCAUGGCUCUUUCCUGUGCCCCACAGGAGGCCACGCAGAAACUACCAUUCAUGUCAUUCUGUCUUAAGACUAAAAACACAAGCAGACAAGCUUCUGAUUCCAAGGAACAAACCCUUAGGUUGGCAGCAGCUUAUGAAAGUGAUCAGAGCUGAAUCUUGCAGAAGAUUUAAAACCAAAGGACUGGAGGCCGGUGUUGUAAACUGAGGAGGCAUUGCACAUGUGCGGCACAGCUGCCGGCUAAGUACUCCCUGCUCACCUCUCAGAAACUAUAUCGAUAAUGCUUGCAGCUAACCUUGGCACUUGGGCUGUUAUUUUGUGGGGACUUUUUUGUUGCUGUCCUGCAGGGCAGCUGCCUGGUGCAAAGGCCAGGAGGGGAGGACUUUGCACAGGACUUUGCCUAUUGAAAACGGGGGUCCCAGUGUGAGAGCAGGAAAGGGCUUCAUGGAAAUCAUCCAGGAGCUCAGUCAUUGCAAUGACAAGACCCAAAGAUUGGAAAGGGCCUUGGACUCACCCAGUGCAGUGUCCCCACAGGUGCUGACCUCCUACAGCGGCCUCCCCCAGGGAGCAGCCUGGGCUCACACAUCUUUAAGGACAGAGAACUCACUACCUCCCGGAGAAGCCUGUUCUCUCUCUGUAAACCUCUGGCUUUUCUACAUUCUCUGUAAUUGCCAUCUUUGUCUCUGCCAUAUGGAGAAAGCUUUUCAUCUCGGCAAGGGACUCAAGUCCUGGCUCUGUCCCAUGGCAUUGCAUUGCAUUAUCGUCUCCAGAAAGGAGCAACUAGGAACACAGACAUUGUGUUGCCCCGGCUGUCUGUCCUUCUCCCAGAGCUGACCCUGCUGAGCUCUUUGUGGGGAGUUUUGAGACAACACCGUCAGCCAGGUUUCUCCCAGCAUGUUCUUGCAAAAGCUAUUGAAGUACUGGGGCAGCAGGCUGCUAAAAAUCACUUAAGACAGCAGAGGCCUUAGUUCUGCAUGUCCCCCACAAAAGCUAAUGCUCAUAACAUGGCGCGGGAAAAGCUUCAGCUAGAUUUGAAGAUGAUGUUGUUACUUGGCAUGGAGUUUAAAGGUUCAGUGGUUGUCAGAAGCUUCGCCUUAGAUUCUCAUAAGGACUUCACACUCCGUUUAUGCUGAGAAAACAAAGCUUGAGGGUGGGGGAGUGGGGCGCUUUGUGUCUCAGUGUCAGAAGUGCUAGGUUUUCAAGCCGGGAAGUCCUUCCAGGCUGUCGUGUCCCGUCUUCCAUUCUGAGAAAGUGAGGAAGUAGAGUUCAACAGGGUUCAUCUGAGGUCCCACGCCACUCGGGGGCCUGGCCUCAGCCCCCUUGGCCAGCCCAGCUCGCUCCUCUCUCCUCUGCAGGUUGACCCAGGCAGUCUAAGGUAAGCGGUCCUUGGAUUCUUGAGAACUCUUGAGGGAAGAGUCCUCAGAGUCACCGUGGCUGGGUUUUGCAGAAUGAAUGGCAGGAAAACACAGAAGUGGCCCACAGGUUCAGGUCAGGGUUCAGAGGCCCAGGAGGAGGUGUGGUGGUGCCCUGGUGUCAUGCAGCGGGCUUGGUGUGAGGUCUUGUGGCCCGACCUCUGCCGCCUAGGCAGAACUCAGGUUGGGAUUCCCAGUCCAUCACUGAGCUCGGCAGUGGAGCUGAAGGGCGGUGAGCUCAAGACCCUGCCCUGGGGAGUAUGGUGCUUCAGGGGUGCCUUCUUGCUCCCUUCACUGUAUGGCAGACUGUUUCCAAGUCCGUGGUUAGGCAGGAUCAUGUUGUUCGCACACUUUGAGGCGGAAUCCAGAGUGGCUAAAGGGGACCUCUUCUUGGGGCAGAAAUGUCUACAGUUAGUUGUUUUCUAUAGCUCGCAUCUCAACACAAACCCUUCAGUUGCUUUCGUGUAAUUAGCACACUCGCUGAUGAGAGGGGGUGCCCAUGCCCCCCUUUCACAUCUCUGCUGUCUGUUACGCUCGUCAGAGUGUAUCUUGGGGUUUGGGGUUCGGGGAGUUUUCCUUGUCCAUUUUGUAACUGCCUUAUUGAAAAGUAAGUGCCCUUCCAUUCCAGGCCUCCUCAUAUUGUACUCAUUUCCUGCCAAAUUUGGGAUCCUUUGUAUUUUAAUUUUGUAAUCUACGGCUCUGUACUGUUGAAAGGCUCUCAAUUCUUUGGAGUCUCCUUAGUAUGUAUGUGUGACUUUUCAUUUGCAAUAUCACACAGAUGGGACGGCCAGACUUUUGCUCUCAAUAAAUGAACUGAAUGAGUAAAAGACAA
Cavia porcellus (domestic guinea pig) is the source of this 5333-nucleotide messenger RNA. RefSeq names its product SAP30 like (gene Sap30l). Gene Ontology annotation, molecular function: transcription coregulator activity; protein binding. Gene Ontology annotation, biological process: regulation of DNA-templated transcription. The record is from RefSeq and is a predicted model, not a curated record. The transcript is spliced from 4 exons. NCBI's taxonomy places the organism in Eukaryota, Metazoa, Chordata, Mammalia, Rodentia, Caviidae. The coding region runs from base 5 to 553 and encodes 182 amino acids. Gene Ontology annotation, cellular component: histone deacetylase complex.